UACCAUACAACAACACAUCGGGCAUUCCUGUGAAACAGGCACUCUUUGUACUUCCAAAGCAUUGAGUUGCACCAAAUUCACUCCAUCAUCCGUAGAUGAUCAGAUUACACGCGACCAGACUCCUCAACAACCGAAACGAAAUUGGCUGGUGGUGCAAACAGAGGCGAGCGGGGACAGCUAGAGCUGGGUCAAUCCAGGGGGCGAGCAUCAAUUAGAAGUCCUCGUGGGCUUGCUUGCUGCUGUUGGCAUCCUUUAGCAUCUUGCGGCAGAUAUGGCGACGUCUUUGGCAGCUGAGCAGCCAUUAUUGGCUUCUCAGCCAGAUCUGGCGUCUCCCGACCAGAAUGACCCAUUCGUCUCCUCAUCAACAGCCUCGAGUCACCACAGAUUUUCACCUUUCGAUGGUCAAUUGUUUGCUUCCGGUCCGACUACGUCUCCAGAACAAGCGAAACGUGCGUUGGAGGCACAUCUGGCCGAGACAGAGCGACGUAUACAGGACACAUCGAGACUGGGAACAAGACUUGUACAAGAACGCCAAGAUUUAGCAGACCGCUUGAAGGAAGUGGAGAAGCAACAGUCCGACUCGGAGCUCACACCAGAGCUACGGCAGAAGAUCAUCGAGAUUGAGAAGGAGUACAACGAACUGGGCCGUGAGACCGCCAGAGCCUUUCUCCCGAAAUCUAGAGUGCCGAGUAAUGAGCUGGGAGGAGGCGGAUCACCAUACACAGGUGGUGAUACAAAGCGUUCUGCCAGUCCUUCGAAAUUCGAAAGUCAAGGAACCAGUUCUCCCUCGAAACUCGGCGUGCCCAAUCGAAAGCAACGCAAUCAACCUUCGAAUCGUGUUCAUGACAUCGAGUUUGUUACCGAAAUCAGUACUUCUCUCAUUGCACAGCUCCGGCAUGUGCAAACUCAACUAGCAGAGAGGGACGACGAAUUGAGGAGUCUUACUCUGGAAAAGUCGAGACUGGAGAUCGAGGCUGAAGGUUUCAAUCAGCGCCUGAGAAGUUUGGACGAGAGUGAGCACAGAUACAAGGACGAGAAUUGGAACCUUGAGACACAGAUCCACGAGUUUCUAGCAGCCGCGAAAGAGGCAGCAGACCGCGAGAAGAAGCUCACCCAGAACCUCAACAUUUUGCAGACCGAGAAGAGCGCUGCACAAAAAGAGCUGGAUGACAUCAAGCUAAGUCAUGCAAAGCUCAGUGAAGAUCAUGCUGCGGUUAUCAAGCACCAUGAUGCUGAACUGGGCACCGUUAAGCGGAGUAUGACAAUGGCCGAGACUGAACGAAACACUUUGCAACGCAAGGUCGAAGACUUGACGAAUCAGAAUCAAGAAUUGGCCAAAGCUGUUGCUCACCAACGAGGUAGACUGGAAGACAGAGACCAAGGCCGCGGGUUCAGCGACGAAGAUUUCGAGACUGCACCAGACAAUGCUACCCCUGAACAUUCUCCACCACCCUCUCCUGUAAAGGGUACACCUCGACACAGCAUGCUGGAGUCAGAAACGCUCAAGAGCUCUUUGCACCAUGCGCACCGCAUGAUCCAGAGCUUGAAGGGCAAUAUUCAUAGAGAGAAGACCGAGAAGCUUGAGUUGAAGCGAAUGCUGCAGGAUGCUCGAGACGAAUUGGAUGCUCGCCGUAGCGACUUGGGUUCUGGUAAUGGAAAGAGAAAUCGUAAAGUGGACUCCAGAGAAUUCAAGAAGCCCCUCAAGCCUGGUCAACUCGGAGGACUUAGAAACAGCCGAAGCGAAGUCUCUAUUCUGGACGAUCCAAAUUGGGAGGAAGACGAUGGACAGGCCAGCCCCAGCCAUACAGCAGUCACAGCAGCUCGCAUUGCAGCUGGCGCAGCUGCCGGGGGUGUUGCUGCAAAGUCUUCUGCUACAUCCAGCGAUCACUUUGAAACUGCUCCAGAAAACGACACUAGCGAUGCCUUUGAGACUGCAAACGAGCGUGCCACCGAGACCGAGGAUUUCCAAACUGGUGUCGAAGACAUCAGUGGCAGCGACGAGCUUACAGAGACGGAAGGAGGCCCAAGUGUUCCUCGCCAACGGCCUACACCUCUCUCCUUGACGAAGGUUGGGAACCGCCAAUCUUUCCGCAGUACCGCCUCAACUUCUGGCGACGAGUACGCAUAUGAUGAGGUGAAGACUCCAACGGCUCAACAACCACAACGACUCCGACUGAAAGUCAGUCGAGGUGGUAAUCGACGUUCCAGAGCGGUUAGCGAAGAGCCUCAAUUCCAAAGCAGUCCCGCAAGCUUUGCUAAUAGCAGUAAUAAUGGCACUCCUCAAGUAGGCCAGAGCUUGUUUGCAGAACUUGGGGAUAUGAGUGACGAGGACGAUUCGAUGCAGGGCACUCCAAGCCGCUUCCGUUCGCGAUCUAACACCUCUUCAAGGCCCAGCACUGCUAAGGGGAUGCCGGCUCCUUACGAAUUUGUCCCUCCAGUACCAAAACUGCCGAUGAUUGAUUCUAGCAUGAUGACUGAGCCUUGGGAACCUACGCCAGCCACUCCUCACACUGCUGUUCCUCUUGCUGAUGGAGCCAACCUAGGUGGAGUCGCUCUAGCUGAGGCUGUCCACCUGAUGCAUGACGAUUCUACUAAGCCUGGACUAUUACGACAAACAAGUGAUAUGCAAACCUCAACAGACCCGGCAUCUGAAUACUCUUCGACUGAUAAACACACGUCAACAGAUUCGGAGCAGGCAAUGGAGCGCUUGAUGCAAGAUAUGCAUACUUCAACAGACCCAGAACCUAAAACCCAGAUGUCUGACGCAGCGAUCCAAUGGCACGAUGAGCAGCUCAACAAUCUUCUGAAAGUUGAUAAGGAAGAAAGAUCAAGACCGAUUUCAGCUUCUACACUCAGCGACGCAGAGUCGCAAUAUGAUACUGUCAUCAUGGACGAAAAGCUCAAAAAGUUCCCAUCGCCACCAUCAUCCCGUGCACAUACUCCAAUGGCCAGCCUCGCUGGUCUCGAAGCGAUGUCAAACCCGCUCACUAUGUCCAAUAUCGUCUCCGAACACUUUGAGCCUUCGGAGCCCGAAUCUCCUAUCAUUCCACAAACAUUACCAGAACCCACUCCCAAACCCACUCUUGCACCUGCUUCGUUGGUCUUCUCGUCGAUUCAUUCUGUUGACACAGAGCCAAUAUCACCCAGAAGCCCUCGCCGUGAUGCAGUCAUUAUACCUAGAGACGAAUCAGAUUCGGACGAUGGGGUGGUGGUAAACCCUGAACAGUCAGAACCAACAACACCGAAGGCCACCUUCCUUGGAUCUGUCUUUGGUUGGAACAAGGGCAAAUCACCUGCAACGCCAGUCAUCGCAGAAGAUGAGACUCGUCAAUCACCGAGCGAUUCACCGAUGGUUGAAACACCUGAAUCUCAGCGUCCUUUCAAGGAAGUGUCUAGCAAUCCUCAUGAACGUGUUGCGAAGAAGUCACGUACUGAGACCAUCGAUGAGAGUUCACAGACUGCUUUGACUGCAGAGCAAAUCGACGAGAUGAUGAGAAGCAAGCGAAAAGACACCAUUGUCGCUCAAGAUGCACAGAGAGUUGCAUCUCCACCUCGUGGCAUCAUGACCAAUUUGAAAGCCCGUCAGUCUCAAGAAAGCAUUGGGAGUGUUGGCCGUGCGAGAUCCAAGAUGGCAGAGCCUGAUUAUAUCCACGAUAGUACCACUCCAUUGAAGAGACCUGGCAGUGCAGGUAGUCGCAAUAAUUCCAUGUCAAGCACACACCCACCUCUGCCCACAGAUCAUAAGCAAGUAAUUGCUGCUGCUGCGCAAAGAUCUGGAUCAUCUGGUGGUGGCCCGGGCAGCAUGGGACCUCCGUUGAUGCCAGCUUCUGCUUACAAGAGUAACCCCUCCUUCCGACCCAGAACUCCAAGCUCCCAGCCACCUUUAAGUCCUGGCUCAAUUAGAGGCGGCACGACUCCUCGACCUAUGCAUUCUUCUGGAACUGCUGACAUCCAUUCGCCUACCCGUACUGGUCGGUCUCGAACCUCGUCAGUAUCUUCUUUUGUAUCAGAGAUUGACACUCGCUUUAACAUGAGAGCCGGAAUGCCCCCUGGCAUUGACCCCAGCACUGAUCCCAGAAUGAUCAACGCAAUUACCCAAACCAUGAUCGGAGAAUAUCUCUGGAAGUACACUAGAAAAGCAGGACGUGGAACUAUGUCGGAAAACAGGCACCGACGUUAUUUCUGGGUCCAUCCUUAUACUAGGACACUUUACUGGAGUGACCGUGAUCCGUCAUCUGCAGGCCGGGCUGAGUUGAAAGCAAAGAGCGUGCCAAUCGAAGCUGUUCGAGUCGUAACUGACGACAACCCUAUGCCCCCUGGUCUGCACCGCAAGAGUUUGGUCAUCAUGACACCGGGUCGAUCGGUCAAAUUUACAGCUACUACCGGGCAACGCCAUGAGACUUGGUUCAACGCUUUGUCAUAUCUGCUGUUGAGAACUGGUGAAGAUGCUGUUGCGGAUACGGACCAAGUUGCUAAUGGCGCGCUGACCUCUGAAGACGUUGCUGAGUUCAAUCCUGGAUAUGGUGGCUCCGGUACAGCUCGCCCUGGCCCUCCAUCUCUAUCAUCUUACAACAGUCGCACUACAAGAAAUGAAUCUCCUAUGCGCAAGAGCUCCCGUUUGUCAAUGCAACCUCAACUGGCUUCUACCUCUUCACGUCCUUCGGCGGGGACAUUUUCGCGGCUGAGCAGUUAUUGGAAGCCCGGAAAGGAAGGAUCAGCUGGCAUUGGAAGCUUUUCUAGUCGUCGAAGCCGACACAGCAUUAGUGGCACUGGGAGUAUAUAUGAGGCUAGCGAGGUCCAUGACAGUGCUGAAGAUUUGAGAGAGAUCAUCGAAAAGCAGGAUAGAGAGUCUGGCAGGCUCGAGAAUGUCAGAGCUUGCUGCGAUGGUAAACAUGAUGUUGGCCACCUACACCAUUCUUCCACCAAAAGCCGUCAUCAGCUUCCUAUCGGUCCGGCUUCCGCCUCCAAAGAACCAGCCUCUACACGCAACGAAAGUAGAAGCAGCGUAUUACGACGCACAGACUAAGUGCAAUACCAACAACCACAUCCCUACCUAGGGCUCUCCUUCACGAUGUUAUGUCUUUCCUUCCAAUCUGAAUCAAAUCGCAAUCUACGGA
Messenger RNA from Mollisia scopiformis, 5117 nucleotides. RefSeq lists its product as uncharacterized. The record is from RefSeq and is a predicted model, not a curated record. Lineage: Eukaryota; Fungi; Ascomycota; Leotiomycetes; Helotiales; Mollisiaceae. Gene Ontology annotation, biological process: microtubule cytoskeleton organization; maintenance of protein location in cell cortex; dynein-driven meiotic oscillatory nuclear movement. Gene Ontology annotation, molecular function: tubulin binding; phospholipid binding. The coding region runs from base 272 to 5026 and encodes 1584 amino acids. The transcript is spliced from 3 exons. Gene Ontology annotation, cellular component: mitochondrion; cell cortex.